Molecule: messenger RNA, 2599 nt
Organism: Asparagus officinalis (garden asparagus)
Lineage: Eukaryota; Viridiplantae; Streptophyta; Magnoliopsida; Asparagales; Asparagaceae
Product: dnaJ homolog subfamily C member 14
Exons: 10
Coding region: 316-2385 (689 amino acids)
Source: RefSeq, a predicted model, not a curated record
CCCCUUUUUUAAUUUCCCGUCCGCUCUUUUUCUCCUCUUCAGUCCCCCAAAAGGGCCAAAACUCUUGAUGGAAAGCAAAAAUUUCACCUUGCGUCAAUCUUGGGCGCGGUUUCUAGGUAUUGCUCUUUCUACAGUCUCGAUUGAUUUCCCCUUUGGCUAGAUUUCACCGCAGUCUGCUUUGUCCGCGAAAUACCUAAUUUAAGGAUGCAAAUCUUUCACUUGGAAACUGAAUGGAUGGAUGUAUAUCAAUCUUUGUCUAAAGUUUGAAACUGGGCACAACUCUCUUCAGCAUAUAUUGUCAGUUUUAUAUAUAUCAUGGUUCGAAAAGGAAACCAACAUAAGAAUGUUUCUUUAGAGAAAGAAAAGUCAAAAGUUCAUAGUCAAAAUACUGCUGACACCGGAGAAAGGGUAAUCUCUGGAAAUAGUAAGAAAAACAAGAACAAGCAGCGACAACAGCAUUUUCCUUGCAAAGAGAAGUCAGUUGGGACCCCUGAACCUCAACAAACAGUAGAAUCCUUGAGCAAUGUACAAAAUGAGGAUAGUGAAGGAAGACAAAAUGAUGAAGUACUAUUUGGAAGCAAUCAUAAUCCAAAUAUUUACAUGUCAGAGGGCUUGUCUAUGGAAACUAUGGCAGGUCAUAUUUGGUCUUCAGUUACAGUGGCUGGUCAGAGAUUAAGAGUUCUCACUUUAGAUGUCCUCACUGCAGCCAAUGGAUGGCUUGAGCAGCAAAAACCGCGAGUUUUAAUUUUCAAAAUGUAUAUUUGCAACGGGCGUGAUUACAUACUUGUUCAAAUCAAACAUGUAUAUCCAUUUAUUUGGACAUGGAUUAAGCACUUUGGACAGUUGGUACUUCUUCUGUCAGUGGUUUGGCUGGAUUGCAAUAUACGGGGUAUUAGUUCUUUACUGCGCUUGGGUACAACAUCCUUCUUUACAGUUAUUUGGUGCAGCAUCCUGUCGAUUGUCUCAAUGGUUGGAUUUACAAAAGCUCUCAUUGUCAUGGUUAUUUCUGCUGUUGUUGGAUUAUUUAUUGGCUUGGCCCUAGGGGUUUUGAUCCUUGCAAUAUUCUCAGCGAUUAGUUUGUGGCUAUAUGGAAGCUUUUGGACAACACUACUUAUCACUUGUGUUGGAGGUAGCUCAUUUGCUAUGAGUCAUGAACGAGCUGCACUAUUGAUCACAACAACAUAUUCUGUGUAUUGUGCCAAAUGCUAUGUUGGGUGGCUUGGUUUACUCUUGGGAUUGAACCUAUCUUUUAUAUCGAGUGAUAUUCUUGCAUACUUCCUAAAGAACAACAUUAAUGAGCAAGGACAAGGAUCUUAUUACUCUUCAGAACAAGAUAAGCAAACUCCUACUGGAGCAGGACAUUUCUAUGGUGAACCUUCACAUUCUUCAUCAUCUGUUGAUUCGUCUGCUUCCAGAAGCUCAGCUGUUCCUUCAACUAGUGGAUGUGAUGCAGAGUUAACUUCUGAAGGUGAAGUUCUUCGAUUGUUGAACUGCAAUGAUCACUAUUCAGCUUUUGGCUUCACCCGCUUUGAGAACGUAGAUGUAUCUUUGCUCAAGAGGGAAUAUAGAAAGAAGGCUAUGCUGGUUCAUCCAGAUAAAAAUAUGGGUAAUGAGAAAGCUGCAGAGGCAUUCAAGAAACUUCAAAAUGCAUACGAGGUUCUGCUAGAUACAUUGAAACGAAAAACUUAUGAUGAUGAAUUAAGGAGGGAGGAGCUUUUGAACUAUUUCCGAAGGUUCCAAGGUGCUUCAAGCAAGACUGGAAAGCAUAACAUCUUCGGUCCUGGCUCCACUCAUUUUGAGGCUGAUGAUGAAGGCAACCCUGAAGAAUCAAGAAGAAUAGCUUGCAAGAAUUGUGGUAAUUUUCAUAAGUGGACUCGUACAGGGAGAUCUAAAUCCCAAGCAAGAUGGUGUCAGGAUUGCAAUGAUUUUCAUCAAGCUAAAGAUGGUGAUGGAUGGCUUGAACAAUCAGCCAGCCCAUUUUUGUUUGGUUUACUGCAAAAGGUGGAUGCACCAUGUGCAUAUGUUUGUGCCGAAGGCAGAAUUUACAACGUGACUGAAUGGUUCAUUUGCCAGGGGAUGAGAUGUCCUGCAAACACCCACAGAGCCAGCUUCCAUGUAAACACAAAUCUAAGCUCGAAGCACAACAGUAGCAAUACAAAGGGAGCCAGUUCAUCCCAAAGAGGCAGCAAACCGAUGCCCAAUGUUAACAUUGACGAGUCGAUGACAGAGGAAGAGUUAUUCGAUUGGUUACAGAGUGUGACACAGUCGGGCAUUUUUGAGACCAAUGGUGGAUCGACGAGCGAGAGCCCUACUGCUAAAAAUGGUGGGAGCCCAAAGGGAAGUAGCAGUGUGAAGAAGAAGAGGAAAGGGAAAAAACAGUGGUGAACAUGAAAUUAUACAGUAUUGAGCUUGUUUUCAUUUUUAUUAUUCGAAAGGGUCUUAAUGUUUCUCAAUCCAAGCUGACAAGUUUUGUGUUUUGAGGAAUUUGCUUUGAGGCCUUGAAAUUGUUGACUUUGACCCCUUUAUUAUUAGGGGCUGAAGGAUUGGUGUAUAAAUGAGAGGGUAUAAUCUAGCCAAGUUUUAUCAUUGUUCAACUUAA